Dipodomys ordii (Ord's kangaroo rat) is the source of this 1842-nucleotide messenger RNA. It is a transcript of the gene Asb10, whose product is annotated as ankyrin repeat and SOCS box containing 10. The coding region runs from base 251 to 1645 and encodes 464 amino acids. The record is from RefSeq and is a predicted model, not a curated record. Gene Ontology annotation, molecular function: transmembrane transporter binding. The transcript has 7 exons. Gene Ontology annotation, biological process: negative regulation of delayed rectifier potassium channel activity; neuronal action potential; intracellular signal transduction. NCBI's taxonomy places the organism in Eukaryota, Metazoa, Chordata, Mammalia, Rodentia, Heteromyidae. Gene Ontology annotation, cellular component: axon initial segment; membrane; synapse.
GCCCUCUACACGGGGGACCUGGCCAGGCUGCAGGAGCUCUUCCCGCCUCAUAGCACAGCUGACCUGUUGCUGGAGAGCCGUACAGCAGAGCCUCGCUGGAGCAGCCACCAGAGGGGGAAGAAGUCAUGUGGAGCCCAGAAUAGCUUCUGCUGGGCCGCGUGGCCAGCUCAGGGACGCCAGGCCCUCGGAGUGUCCCUUCUCCUGCCCCUCUGCCUGUGGCUUCCGCGCCCUCCCCCCUCCACCCGUGCUCAUGAGCGGGUACCCAGAAGAGUGCGGGGGGCAGGGGGAGCCCCAUGGCAACAGACACAGCCUCUGUGCCAGGCUGGUGGAGUCCAGCGGAGGGUCUGAGGAGCCCCCCGGGUCGGGCCCGGGCCCCAUUGCCGUGGGCACAGCCGCAGGCCCCGCCCUCGCCCUCUGGCAGGCGGUGCUGGCAGGGGACGUGGGCUCCGUCGCCCGCAUCCUCGCCGACUCCAGUGCUGGCCUGGCUCCCGACUCUGUCUUUGACACCAGCGAUCCAGAGCGAUGGAGGGACUUCCGAUUCAACAUCCGAGCUCUGAGGCUCUGGUCUCUGACCUACGAGGAGGAACUGACCACCCCGCUUCAUGUGGCGGCCAGCCGAGGCUACACCGAAGUCCUGCGACUGCUGCUCAGACGGAGGGCCAGACCGGACAGCGCCCCCGGGGGCCGCACCGCCCUGCACGAGGCCUGCGCUGCGGGCCACCCGGCCUGUGUCCAUGUGCUGCUGGUGGCCGGAGCAGACCCCAAUGCGCCAGACCAGGAAGGAAAACGCCCCUUGCAUCUCUGCCGAGGGGCUGGCACCCUUGAGUGUGUGGAGCUGCUCUUGAAGUUUGGGGCGCGAGUGGAUGGGCAGACUGAGGAUGAAAAAGAGACAGCCCUGCACGUGGCCGCACGGCUUGGCCAUGUGGAAAUGGCGGCCCUGCUUCUGAGACGGGGUGCGUGUCCCGAUGCCCGCAAUGCCGAGGGCUGGACGCCGCUGCUGGCUGCCUGCGACGCCCGUGGCCAGUCCCCCGCCGAGGCCGAGGCCAGCGCCUCGCGCUGCUUCCAGCUGUGCAGCUUGCUGCUCUCCGCUGGCGCCGACGCAGAUGCCGCCGACCAGGACAAGCUGAGGCCCCUGCACCUGGCCUGCCGCCGGGGCCAUUCGGCCGUUGUGGAGUUGCUCCUGUCCCACGGUGUCAGUGCCAACGCCAUGGACUAUGGAGGACACACCGCCCUGCACUGUGCCCUGCAGGGCCCAGCGGCCGCCCUGGCCCAGAGCCCUGAGCACAUGGUGCGAGCUCUGCUCAACCACGGCGCCGUCAGGGUGUGGCCCGGGGCCCUCCCCAAGGUGCUGGAGCGCUGGUGCUCUUCCCCACGGACCAUCGAGGUGCUGAUGAAUACCUACAGCUCGGUGCAGCUGCCCCGGGAGGCGCUGGGGCUGAUUCCUCCUGAAACGCUGCAGGAGCACCGGCGUUUCUACUCCUCCCUCUUUGCCUUGGCCAGGCAGCCGCGCUCCCUGCAGCACCUGAGCCGCUGCGCGCUGCGCUCGCACCUGGAGGGCUGCCUGCCUCAUGCCCUGCCUCACCUUCCCCUGCCGCCCCGCCUGCUCCGCUACCUGCAGCUGGAGUUUGAGGACGUACUCUACUAGGGAUGCGAUGUUGCCUGCAAGCAGACACCCCGGCCUGCAGGGGGCGCUGCAGAGGUCCUGUCAGCCGGAGGUCCAGCGGGAGGGCAGCGGUGGAUGCUGUCUUGAGAGGGGGACACAUCAGCAGCCAGAGGGUGUGUGUGUGUGUGUGUGAGAGAGAGAGAGACAGACAGACAGACAGAGACAGAGACAGAGUCCCC